This is a messenger RNA of Camelina sativa (false flax), 886 nucleotides long. The record is from RefSeq and is a predicted model, not a curated record. NCBI's taxonomy places the organism in Eukaryota, Viridiplantae, Streptophyta, Magnoliopsida, Brassicales, Brassicaceae.
GGCAUGAGCCAUGUUACAUCUUGGGAUCAUGCUCCGGCCUUGUCCUACUACUAUACAUCGGUGGCCUCGUCAUCGCAAAUCCCUUAACAAAAAGAAAAGGACGUGUGUCGGUUUCGCGGUAAAUCAAAAUCGAACCACCAUGACAUUCAAGAUUGUCUGCAUACUCGAGAUGGAAACAGUGUACGGAUUCGAGAUCAGCGACGGAGACUCAUGGAGAUUAUCGGAAACAACCAUCACCGCUAGAUCAAACAGUCAUCUCAUGGGAAUGAAACCAGUUUACUUGGACGGCACUCUUCACUGGUUGAGAGAAGACGGGAGCGUCAUAGCUUUCAAUCCCGAGACAGAGCAAGCACGCUUCAUUCCUUCCAUAUUCCAUCACUUCCUUCCUUCCAUAUUCCAUCGUAGACGACCGAAUAUGCUUUUCGCGGAAGACAAUAAGAACAAUAGCUUGACCUUGUUAUAUGCAGGGACGAAAGAAAAUAUCGCGGUUUACACACUACUCGGGGAUUCAAAGUGGGCUCUCGCCAAGCAGAUCAAGAACAUGCCUAUCGACGAAAGAGAGGAUGUCUCCUGGAACUUGCUUGCGUACGAUGGCAAGUGUCUUGUGGUGACGAAGGUGAUUAAGAUAAACUUUGGAAUCAGUGGUUUAAUUUAUGUGUGCGACAUGGAAGCUAACAGCUGGAGAGUUUUGGGGUCAGACGUAUGUCUUACCUAUCAAGACGUGUAUAAGAUUACGCCCUCUUUGUUAUUUGUCGAAGAGGAUAAGCAACAUAAGGUGGUUGUAGCAUCUAAUGACAAACAUAUCUCCUAUCUAAAUGCUAUUAUGGGACUCAUUGAUUCAACCAAGUAAACAUUCUCAUGUAUAAUAAUAUUAUGAACCAAAUUU